Molecule: messenger RNA, 18022 nt
Organism: Anopheles gambiae (African malaria mosquito)
Lineage: Eukaryota; Metazoa; Arthropoda; Insecta; Diptera; Culicidae
Gene: Pi3K21B
Exons: 12
Coding region: 4795-8475 (1226 amino acids)
Biological process (GO): phosphatidylinositol phosphate biosynthetic process; insulin receptor signaling pathway
Cellular component (GO): phosphatidylinositol 3-kinase complex
Molecular function (GO): protein binding; 1-phosphatidylinositol-3-kinase regulator activity
Source: RefSeq, a predicted model, not a curated record
GUAGGACAUGUGCAAUCACAUUGCCAACGGAUGCAGGAAGUUUUCUGCGAGCAGAAACGGCUUAGUGCAAAGAGAAACGACUUACAAACGAUCGAGCAGUGUAUUUUCAACAGAACGCAAAUGCAAAUCAUUUCGGACAGCUCGGUGGCUUGAAAAACUACCCUAAAGCUAAGUGCAAACCAUUGUUUAGCCAUUGUUUCGCCAUUUGGUCGAGCAAAACCCGUACAAAGUAAGCGAACCCGGUUGUCGGGCCCCGGCACAAGGACGUUCCUACGAUCAGCUGUGGGUGUGUGUGUGUGCGGGCGCGUGCCAUGGAACCCGUGCGCACGCAUCGCAGUGUGCGUGCGCUGGCGUGUACGUACGGUGCUGGGCAGCUUGGUAGUGUUUGUGCCGGCCCGUCCACUUGUAAGUGGUCCAUCGGUCGACGGAAGCAGCAGCUUCGGCAGUGGCUGUCAGCAGCAGCGAAAAAGCAGCAGCAGCAGUAGUCAGUAGCAGGGCAGGCGAGCAGCAGCACGGUGCAGCCAGCAGAACCCAAGAGACGGCCUCCCCCCACCACCGUGCGUUCGUGUCGACGGUGUGAAAAGAAAGGACAAAGAAAGUUGUAACACUAAUCGCUCUCUGCGGUCGGUUACUACUGUGCUUGGAAGCAGUAUUUCCAAUCGGAACUCGGAUUCGAAUCGAAUUCUAACGCGAGGUGACAGAGCUGUGUGAUAAAAAAGGAUGAAAGUGUGAGAAGAAGAAAAGGAAAGGAAAACGAACACCCAACUUGCGGGCCCGGCUGUGAACGUGAAGAAGGAGAUUUUUUUUCUUCUCAAUUCCAUUCCACACCGCACUCGUUUUUCUUGCCCCCCUCCCCCCCUAUCUAACUGGUCGGAUUUCCUCCCGCUACGCGGUAGUGUAUGUGCCGUGUGAGCGCGUGUGAGUGUGUGUUCGCUCCCAUUGAUUGUGUCGCGUGCGGACGUGCAUGCGUGUGUGUGUGUGCGUGCACACGGGGUGGGGGUGUGAAUGAUCACGGAAGAGACGUGAAAAGUAACGUGAAGUGACGUGCGGCAGAAGGGUGGCUUUUUUUUAGUUCGUGUAUGUGUGUGUAUGGUGGCGUUGCUCCCUCCCCGCGAUCAGCCGUUGUGCAGUGUGAAGUGUGUGGUGUGCGGUGCCGAUUAAAAACGCACAGCAGCGGUCUCUCGACGUGGUUUCCUUCGAUUUUUUUUUCGGCCGUUGAAGGAAGACCAGAGUGUGAGUGAGAGAGAGAGAGAGAGCUGCGGCGGCGACACUGGGAUCAAUUUUUCGGUCGGUCGGUCGAAGCCAGCGGUGUCACGAAACGUGUUUGGUGUUGGUUGCCGGGCAGCAGCAGCAGCAGCAAGGAGGUGUCGUACUCCCCACAUCCUCCCCCGUACAUCUACCGGAAGGAUUGUCCCGUUCGCUGUUAAAGCUGCUUGCCAGCGGUAGCAACAGCAGCGCUUUUACACCCAUCAGAAGAAGAUAAAGUGAUCGUGCAUGUGUGUUGCGGUGUGUGUGCGUGUGUUUUGUGCAGGGGUGGAAUAAGGCAACCCGCUUGCGUCCCGUCCCCCUUUUGCUAAUGCAACACAUUAAUACACACACUCCAAGCACACAUACAAAAACCUCCAAACACACACACAGUGUUUGCAGUGUGAGGUGAAAAGCGGUGCCGCUAUAGGAAGAUUGCACGAGUGCAACGAAAACGAGGUUGAAAAGUGAGAAGAAGCGAAAAGAUUCCGUAACCACCCAUAGCAGCAGCAGCAAAAGUGGAAAGAAAUUGCGAGUGGCUGUGUGUGUGUGUGCUUUUGUGCGCGCGUGCCUGUCAGUGUGGUGAGGUUUCUGCUUUUUCGGGUUUUUGUUAACUCGCACGCUUGCGGGUGAACGAGUGUGAGAGAGAGAGCGCAAGGGAACUGUGCAACCCAGCACAGUGUGUCGUCUAUCCUUGCGGAGCGCAAGCUAGAGGGAAGCGAAAGCGCGCUAGAGAAGCAACGCGCUAGAGACCGGUUCCGCUAUCUCUGUCGUGUGCACGCUCGCUCGCUCACACCGGGUCCCGAAUGUCGGGCGACGGGAUGUGUGUGUGUGUGGUGUGGUGUCGCGCAACGUGAAUAGAGAAAAGCAGUAGUAGUUGGCCGUGGAACGACGUCGCCGUGUGCGCGAAAUGAUGUGUCCGUCCGCUCGGGCGUGUGCGUGCUAGUGUGGGUCAAAGUGGAAGUGAGGGGGGAAAAAGUGGUAGCAACUCGUCGAUCGCGCCCCGCGUGUCUCUGUCGAUCUCGCUCCCCACUCCCCACGGUUCGGUCACAGAAACGUCACGACGAGCGCUCAUACAAAGAGAAGCUCACCCGUGUUGGUGUGUGUGUGUGCGCGUGAAAUUGAUGAAUUAGGAAGCUAGUUAGUGGCUGUCGCAAGAGGGACGGUGUGCGCUGGUUUCGGUGUGUGCAACACGAGCCAAGGAAGGGCAAAAGAGACAGACAUCGUCUUCGCUCUCUUGCGUGCGUGCGCGCGCGGGCUCGUGUGUGUGCGGGGCUGCUUCUCAUUCAUUUCGGAAAACGCGUACAUAUCCAACCAACAAACACACAAACACAGCGAAAGAAACCCGUACGCACACACUGGGAACAUUGCGGGUCGCACACAGCUAUACAAGUCAGUCACACAUACAACCCCCUCUCCCCCCUCAUACACCAGCAGCAGCGCGGAAGAGAUGAGCCGAUGAGAAGAGAUGCUGUCGGUGGUUAUGUAUGCUGCUGGCUCUGCCGCUGCUGGCCUGUGAGCGAGAGCGAGACGGGUGCGCCGCACACAUCACCGUCGGUGGGUUCAGCUGGCAACAAAGUGUGUUGACCACCACCCCACCAUCGAUUGGAGGCGAGUGUAGUUGACCGACUAAAGGGCGAAAACGGCAACCAUCAUUGGCUCAAACCAACCAAAAAAAAGUUAUGGAUAGAAGGGACGCAUCGGCAACUGCGUGAGGAAAACAAUGCAUCGGUCGGGCUGGAUGCAGCCUUCACACCACGGCAACCCUGUCACCAGUGUAAACGGUAAACGGCUUGCGAAGCAGCGGAACGCUGGUAGUGCCAUCAACACCACCACCACCACUAUCCUCGGUAGCAGCUACUACGAGGCGGCCACAGCAAUCACCAACACCACUAUCUGUCCAACGGCCGCCACUGUCGCCGUCAACGCAGCCGCCAUCAACGACGAUGAUGCAUCGCAAGAAGCGAAAGUGUAAACUUUCCUCGUGAACAACUUAUAUGUGUGCCUUAUCUCAUUGCUAAAAAAAAACACACACACAACCUACAAACUCACACAAGCUAUAACUACACGUCCUGAGUGUCCUGUUAAUCCUGGGACGAGUUAAAAAACCGAACGCGCACAACAUACACCCAUACUUACCCUAUCGUCAGGCGCAGUAACAUCUGCAACAUUGAACCAGUCUGCAAACAAAACUACAGAAGAAAAAACCAUCCAGUUUUCAUCAACAACCAACUACUACUACUCCUUGCUACAGUCCUUCCAGAACUGUGGAUAGUUGUAAAACCCAACUCCAGAGCCAAGGCGAAGAGAGAGAGAGGGAGAGCGAGAGGAAGAAAGGCAGAAACAAUCAACCACAACCACCAGCCAGUCAAUCAAUCACCGCAAGCGCAUCCUAGCGGGACGAAUCAGGAUCGGAUCGGUCGGGGGGUAACAGGAAGGAUAAAGAAAGGAAAGUACGCGCGUAUUCUUUCCCCCCCCCCCCCCGCAUUAUACUCCAACGAAACUGCACACCUUUCCGCUCGGUGUGCAUCAUCAUCGCCCUGGUGUCCUGUUGCGGUGUGUCCUGGACUCUCCGGAUUUAUAUACAAAUUUACAUUUGUAGUUUUAUAUUUUAAACAAAAUCUAAACCUUAACACACACACACACGACGCCACUCGACGCUUCUCGAGCCCAGUGCAAAUCUUGCUGUGAACGCGUGUCUGCGUGUGUUGCGUGCGUAUCCUUUCACGCGCACCGGAAGGAAGCAAUCAAUUAGGCGGUGGGGACAGGUUUCGGCUGCUCCAGGCUACUUGUGCAGUGUGUUUGUGUCUAUACAGAAGUACAACGAAUUUCGAAUUUGGACGUGUGAAGCGCAGCACAACACACAAGAAGGAAGAGCAAGAAAUACGGCGGAGAUAGCGAGAGAUAGAAGGAGAAGAGAGCGCAUACAAAUAAUAAUAAUAAUAAUAAUAUUAACCCGGUAGUACAACAAACGCUUGUCGUAGACAGGUGUGAUUAGUUUGUAAAACGUAAAAAAAGCAACUCAUGCAGAUUAUAUUCACAUCGCCAUACGAUUAAGAACGAGAGACAGAGAGGGGGAUCGAAUCCUCAAAGGAAAAAUCUACAAAGAUAAGGAACGCACGAAGAAGAAGAAGAAGAAGAAGGAGAAGAGGAUCACAGCCUUCCGGUCCGUUUGCUGUAAGACAGUAAGCAAGUGGAAGAGAACGAAGAGAACCGAAGAGAGAGAGAGAGAGAGAGAGCAAGAGGAUCCUAAUACACUUCCACCGUGGUUGUAACCGCCGUUAGCCCGUCUUUUUUGUUACGUGCUUCCUGUGCUUCCUUCUGCCGUCGUUGCCCGAGGGUCGUUCAUUGUACAUGUGUGCAUGAACGGUGCAUCAAGCGACGAGUACUCUGGUGCUGCUGCAUGCAACGUCGAGGGUCGUACUCACUGGCCCCAGUAGCAGCGGCGGAAGUGUUUGCAUAGCAGAGGAAACGAACGGGAAACGACCGUAGGAGGGGACAUCACGAGAGACACACCAUACACACGACGGGGUGCGGUGGAGAGUAGUAAUGGAGGAAUCGCAACAGACGACAGCAUCGCAGGCGGAACAGCAGCAGAAGGAACAGCAGCAGCAGCAGCAGCAGCAGCCGUCGCAGCCGGCACCACCGCCCCAGCAACAGCAGCAGGGCUUUGGGACGUACAUUGCGCUGGAGGACAGUACCGGGCCGCCGACGCUGGUGGACGAGCUAGCCUUCGAGAAGGAUGACAUCGUGCACGUGUGGAUGCCGACGGUGACCAAACCGCCGACCAGUACGGCGGCCGAAGGUGAAGGUGGACCGCGCGUCGCCUGGUACAAGGCCACCAACGCGCGCACCAAGCAGACCGGCUACGUGCAGUUGAGCAAACUCUCGCCGCUGGAAAACAUUGACCCCGUUGUGUACAGCGGGGGCACAGCGCGCCAGUACAUCGGUACCGUUCCCGCCGGUACCUGCGUGUCCAUCGGUUGCGCUUGCGUUGCCGGUGGUCUGCAGCAACAACAGCAUCAGCACCAACAGCAGCAGCAGCAACAACAACAGUCACAACAAACCGCGAUCUCUGACGCCUUCGGUGGGCUGCGGCUAGCCAGCAGCGGCACCACACCGGGCACCACCGAUACGACCGGGUCCAAUGCGGAAGAGCUCUACGUGAAGUGCGUAACGCCCGCCACGGUGCUAAAAGAUCCAGCACUAAAAGAUGAAAUGGCUAGUAGAACCAGUAACAGAGCUCACGCGACCGAGUUUGUUUAUUUUGUAACACCCAUUAUAUGUUUGUUUUGCCGGGACUACAUCUGGGGGCUUGGAAGGCAAGGUGGACAGUGUAGAAACUGCUCUGCAUGUUUCCAUCUCAACUGUCUGCCGUACACCUGCUACAGGCCGUGCCAAAGAAAUCCGGACAUGUACCAGAACAUACCGAGUACUUUCAGAACGGAAAAGUCAAUUAACGAAUGGACGACGGAAAAUGUGCUGGAAUGGAUGACCGCUGUUAAUAUGUAUGACCAUGUGGAGGUAUUCAAAACGAAAGCUAUAAAAGGCUGUGAUUUACCGAAAUUGGAUCGUGAUAAGCUUGAACAAAUGGGUAUUAAGAAUGAUUUCCAUCAGCAAAGCAUCCUGACGACGAUCACGCAACUUCUGAUGAGCGCAGAGAUGACUGCGGCGGCGGCGGCCGAACUGCCGAUCGUGCCGGCACCGGUCAACCUGCCGGUCGGUACCGACCAGCAGCAGCAGCAGUACAACGGACACAACCUGGUGAACGGUUCGUUUUCGAAACAGCAAAAAUGUGAUAUGUGCAAGAACUACCUGCUAGGACUGGUCCACCAGGGACUGUUCUGCACCCAGUGCAAUAUGGUCGUACACCGGCAGUGCUCGGUGAUGGGCCUAAGGCCAUGCAGUGCCGCUGGCACCCAACAGCAGCAGCAGUCGCAACAGCAGUCGCAACAGCAGUCGCAACAACAGCAGCAGCAACAGCAACCAACACAGCAGGUGGGGUCCACGACGGGCGGGUACAUGCUGGGCGGCGCUUACCGGCAGGAGCACCAGCACAUGUUUGGCAAGAGCCUCUGCCUGCUGUUCGACGUCCAGCAGCAGGCGGCGCCCCAGAUCGUGGUCGACCUUUGCACCAGCCUGGAGAAGAAGGCGGUGAUGGACAAGGGGCUGGACCUGUACGUGGUGUAUCGCACCACCCCGCUACGGUACGACGAGGUGAACAAGCUGCGCGACGCGCUCAACGAGAAUCUGCUCAACAUCGAUCUGAACGGCUACACGCCGGAGUGCGUCGCGACGGUGCUGAAGAAGUUUUUCCACGAGCUGCCCGAUCCGCUCAUACCGGUUGCGUGGUAUCAGUCGUUCAUUGACGCUUCGUUGCUCGACGAUCAGCAGGCUGUCGAACGCAUGAAGGGAAUCAUACAAGAGAUGGCGCCACAUCACAACAAGACGCUGCAGUACUUCAUGCGGCACCUGAUCCGAAUCUGCCGGUUGCAGUUUAUGCGCGGAAACAAGCAGCAGCCGACGAUGUUGUUGCAAAACUGGUGCCAUAUUUUGAUGCGCCCAGCGUGGGAAAGGAUCGUGCACUUCGUGGCGAACAUAAAGAACCAUCUGCGAGUGCUGGAACUGCUGAUGUACAAGAUUGACUGGAACGAGGCGCUGCCCGAGUUUCUCUCCAUACCGGCCGUGCCGCCGCGUAAGACGUCCCGCACGGGUAGCGGUGCCGGUACCGGUCCCGGGUCGACGAAAAAGUCCAUCAUAGCCUCGCCGGAGGGCGGAUCGAUCGGUGGUCCGCUGCUCGAAAGCGAUUACAGCACCACAACCACCGGCAGUGGCAGCAGCGGCAACACGCUUGGGCGAAGCGCGGCACAGCAGUACCCUAAUGGCGGCGGUAUGCUAAUGUCGCUGAUAACCGAUCCGAACACGCCGCAGGAGCUGCGCGACGCGGAAUGGUACUGGGGCAAGAUAUCGCGCGACGUGGCGAAGGAAAAGAUGAUGGACGCGCCGGACGGGUCGUUUCUGGUGCGCGACGCCAUCAACGAUGCGGGCGAGUUCACGCUGGUGCUGAAGAAGGACGGUACCGAUCGGCCGAUCAAGAUCUACCACAAGAACGGCAAGUACGGCUUCACGCAGGAGUGCACGUUCGAGAGCCUGGUCGGCAUGAUCAACGAGUUCCGGACGACCACGCUGAAGGAGUACAACACGAUCCUGGACAUCAGCCUGCUCUACCCGAUCUCGCGGUUCGAGGACGAAAGCCUGUACCCGGCGGCUGGCGACAUACACCAGCUGGCGGCCAGCUUCUACGAGACGGUGCAGAAGCUGACCGACCUGCAGAACAUGCGCGAGUCGACGCUGGAAGCGUUCAACGUCUGCCAGUCGCACAUGGAGCUGCGGCGCCAGGCGCAGGAAGCGUUCAUCGAGGCGGACAAGCUGUUCAACGACCAGCUGCUGACGCAGGCCCGCUACGAGAAGGAGGCGCAGCCGCACGAGCAGCGCAGCCUGGCGCAGAACCGCACGCUCAUCGAGAGCCGGCUGGAGGAGCUGCGCAAGUGCAAGAAAAACCUGGACGAGGAUAUGGAGCGCGAGCGGGAGCGUAUGCGCGAGCUGCAGCGGGAGGCGAUGAAGCUGAAGCCGGAAAUCAUGAACCUCAGCAAGCAGAAGGACCAGUACCUGGAGGCGCUCAAGCGCCAGUCGAUCACGGACGCCCAGAUCAAGCAGAUCCUGAAGGACGGCUACCUGUCGACGGCGAACCCGGACGGCACGCAGGAGCUGCCCCACCUGGACGAGACGACCUGGCUGCGGGAGCGGUACUCGCGCCAGGACGCGGAGAAGAAGCUGGCGAACAAGCCGACCGGCACGUUCCUGAUACGGGCGCGCAACGCCGGCCACUACGCGCUGUCGAUUGCGUGCGACGGGCGCGUCAACCACUGCAUCAUCCACCAGACGGAGCGGGGGUACGGUUUUGCGGAGCCGUACUACAUCUACGAUUCGCUCAAAUCGCUCGUCGUGCACUACGCGACCAACUCGCUCGAGGAGCACAACGAUCUACUGCAGACGACGCUCAAGUAUCCGGCGUUCGCGCCGAACAUGCCGAGCGGCAGCGGCAGCGGCAGUGGCAGUGGCAGCGGCAGUGGCAGCGGGCAAACCAGCGGAGGUGGUGGUGGUGGUGGUGGUUCAUCUUCUUCCCGGCAGCAAGGAUCGGCCCCAUGGUCGACUUCGUUUGCUGCCUAAAGGGGAGCUGCGUCGUCGCCUCCAUCAGCUCACCAUUUUGCAGUUCGUCGGUAUUGUUUUGUUUUGUUGUUCUCUCGCUCGCAGGUGGUACUGCUGUGUGUGCGUGUGUGUGUGUGAUGUUCGGUAAUUUAAAAAUGUACGUAAAACAUACUGCUGUUAUAGCUGCAAGCACGAUUUAAGGUAGGCUAAGUAACUGGACCCGAUGAAUGCAGGGAAUGGACCUUCGAACCGGACUCUCUCCGGUUCUUCCCGCUAGAGUGGGAAACCAUCUAUUUUUUUGUUGUUGUCUCUUCCCUUUUAAAUUGUUCGUAUUUCGGUGUAGAGCAUGGCAAUCGCUUCCAAAAUUGGGAAUUUGAAGUGCGUUUGGUAGAUGUGUAUUUUUUUUUUAUUUUUACAAAUACGUAUACACACACGUGCGCGCUGUGCUCGUUUGGUUGCGUUACACGAAAUGCGCGCGCGCAAAGGAGGUAGGGGAGUUGAUAUUAAUGGCGCGGCAAUUUCAUUCUUUUAUAAACGAAAAACACACACACAUAUACACACACAUACAAUAUUGUCCUCAUCAGCACCACAGCCCCACAAUCCCACAAAAUGAUCGUGUGUACGCAAGGAUCGCGCGAACGAAGGAUAGUUUUAAGACAAACUUUCAUGCUAAGUCUACAUUUAUGUAUGAAGGCGUUAACGUAUGCGACGUACGUUCUACGACAGCCCAUUACAUAACACACGCAGUCCACUCCAGCAGUGUUUCGGAGUGAUCUAAGCGCUGCGGCUCUCCCGGACGACGAUUACGGCACGGCACGCCCCACUAAACUCCAGUUUCGAUGCAUUUGGGUUUUACUUUUACUUUCGAGGGUGGGGAUGUGUGUUUCCGUGAUUAAAGAAAUUGGAUAAUGAAUACAGUAAGCUUUGGUUUGGUGGGCGGCACUCACCUUUGCCGCCGCCGACGUCAAAUUAGCGGUUCGGGGUUAGGGGUUUACGUAUUAAUGUGCUCGGCGGCCGCUGUAGGUAUAGGAUGUGUAUAUCGUGUUUUUUUUGUUGUUUAUUUUUUGAAAAGGGUAUUAUUUUUAUUCUAACACGUGUGUAGCACCCAUUCGCAUUGAAGCGCGGCGUAGCAGAGCAUUAAAGCAGCAUGUAUCGCGUCCAAGUUUUGCCAAGACCAUCCUCUGCGUGCUCUUUGGCGCUGGUUUGCUAGCUAUAGCCGUGGCGGUUGGAGAACAAAACGAGAUUUUAGCUAUUCCUUGUUGUCCCCCCCCCCAUUGGAAGCAACACAAAGGAAAAUUGGGAAAUAAUAAUAAAAUGCAAAGCUUGAGGGGAAGGACAGUGUCGAUGUGUUGGGCUUUUACGUGCAUCAAAUAUUAUAAACUCCAUGAGUUAAUUGAUUCGGACGAGCACAACGGAUGGGGAACGGAGGACAGUACGGAGAACAAAAUCAGGGAAGCUGCGACAAAGCUUAGUGGACACGGGUGAUACAAAACAAAACAAAAAAACGCCGGCAUGACGAUUAACGGCUGCGAGGUGUGUGUUGUUGUUAGCUGCUAAGGUAGUAGAGACAGACGCAAGGACGCAAGUGUGUGUGUGUGUUGUUGUGUAGUAAGGAAAAGCGUUGAAAGCGUUGAAGCGUAGUAAGGAAAAGACAUACAUCGACGUAAAACGAUUGAGAAGAAAAGAAGAGAAAGAAGAGGGAGGGGAGAGUUACGUUCGCUCGUUCAUUUGUAUAUGCUGUAAUCGUUAAGGACACAUUUACAUUAUCCUAAUUUUAGUGUGACACCAUCUCGCUCGGAAGAUGGACAAGCAAAGAAAGAGCAGGCAAAAUGCGAUCGCGUAGGGUCUUUUGGUGUCUUUUGCACAUUUUGAUCAGUUUGCUGAAAUGUUUUUAAUGCAAAGGAAGCGGGAAACGUUUGUUUUCUUUUUUUCUUCGAUUUGUUUGAUAUGUUUCCUUGCUGCACAUCAUGCCCAGAUGCAUCUGGAAAAGGUCAGAUCUGUAAAAGAAGCAACGGAGGGAAGGGCUAUAGAGAGGAUAUAGUGGUUGAAGUAAGGUUAAAAACGCGGCCAAAUACUGAACACACACACACACACACAUACGGGAAGGAAUGGAAGGGAGCGAUCGCGCGUCCCGUUGUGCUCCGUUGUACUGGCUUGCCCGAUCGCUGCACGCGCACAACUGUUGUAGGUGUAACUCCCCCCCUUUUUAAGGGCGACAGCGCACUCAACGAGAACCGAGUCUCUGGUUGAACAUAAAAAUCUGUGGAUUAUUUGUAAAGUGAGUUGUGUGUAUAUUAUAUGAAUGUGGUUUCUGGACGGGAGCGUGAGUGUCUGAGCGAGUGUUUGUGUGUGUGCGGGAUACAAACUGUGAAGAGAGAGUGUAAAAGGAUGUUUUAGAGUUUUGUCUGAAUGUUUAGGAAUCAAACAAAUAUUGCGUAACUGUGUUAAACUACCAUGUAAGCGUUCAGUAAAGAUAGAUAUAUAUUAUAUAUUAUAUAUUCUAUAUUAUAUAUGUAUAUGUAUAGACAUAUGUGUGUAUACAUAGAUGCAUGUGUGCCACGUUGUACAUGCUGCAUGUAUGUAUAGAUAGAUAUAUAUAAGAUAUGUAUGUAGAAGGUACCGAUAAUACCUAACCAUUAUGUGCGCCCGUGUAGGUAUGUGUGUGAUGAAAAACAUAACUUUGUGAAACAAACAACAAAGCAACGCGUAGAAUCGUUCAAAAACAACCCUUACCCGAUACAAGACCAAGCAAGGAUUGGAGAGAACAAACAAACAAACAAACAAACAAACAAAUGAAACAAUCGAUAACGGUGAUUUGCCGCGUGUACAGAGGAUAGCAGCAAAGCAGAGGCGAAGAAGAAGAAGAUGGUGGUGGUGGUCCCCUAGUCUGACUAGGUUUGGGAAGUGUUGGUACUGAAAAUCAAAAUCAAACAAAGUUUAUACCCCCCGUCUAAACGGUGUUUUCCCGCAUCGAGCAGCGAACCUAACGCUAACGGAUAAGCAUACACAACACAACAAGUAUGAGUAGUUUACAUAUGUGUGUGCAGAUAAUAUAUAAUCAAAUUGAGGAAGAAACAAACAAAAUAGGGGCAGCAAGUUAACCACUUCUGGCAUUCAAACGCUGUUGCUGCACGUUAAAGCUUUCUGUCUAAUGUUGCAUACAAUUGCAAUACACACAAACACAUUACCUACCCUUUACAACGAUGAUCGAUCAUAAAACACCAAAAUUGACCGACAGUUGUGCAUGAUCCUCGUGCGCAUAAACAAAAACGUGUGAGAUAUGCUCUUAGGUAUGUUUUGAUCCCCUUCGUUCUGUUUCAUCCAAAUAAUAGUGCGGCCACUUGCAUAUUGGACGCUGGACGCUAUUAUUAUUGGCAAAUAGUAACCGGAAUUACAAAACGUGACGCGUAUAUAUAUAUCCAUUACAAAAUAUUGUUGUGCAUGUGUGUGUGUGUGUCUGUGUCUGUUGUAUAGGUUGAAAACAAAUUGAAAUAAUUAUACACAAACGACGGGGAAGAUGCAAACGACAAGAAGACAAGGUGUAGGAGGAUUAAUCCCUGUAGAGAUGAAGGGACAAAACAGACCAGGGAAUAACGGCAUGAUAGAAGGUGAUGGGGAGGGAGCAAAGGGGCUAAGUGCUGCCUAGCUUCGCUCCCCUGAUCCGGAUGAUAUAUGUAUAUGUAUAAAUUCAGCAAAAUAUAGAACAACAAAUAUGAAAACACACUAUAGAUUCACACACACACACACACACACACACACACACUCAUCAAGUACUAUACACCCGUGCAAACAAAAACAAAUGGUAGAGCUUUCGUGCAGGGCGAUAGAGCGAUUCACAACACAAUUAUUAUUCUUUCUCUUGUCCGUACGCUUGCACGCGCGGUGGUGAUGUGAAAAACAAAUUUGCACAACAAACAAAUGUGCGUGCUCGUCUAGUCGUUUAGAAUUGGAAACCAAUCAUCAUCAUCCCACUUCCAUUAUCGAGCACCACAUUUUUCCAUCGGGCAACCGUAACGAUCACCACUCAGCUGCGCGCGCGUGCGUUAGCUUAUGUGUAGUAGACUUUAAAAGGAAGGCGAAGAACAACCAACCAACCCACACGUUAGCUAAAGAAUCCUUUCAGUGUGCAGGGGAAACAUUUGGUACCAAUAGUGUUCCGACUGUAUCGCGCUCUGUAAUGCGUGUGUGUGUGUGUUUCUGUUCAAUAGGGGCUUAUCCGUCAACAUACAACGUACAAAAAUUAUACACAAAAAUACGAGGAGAUUGCAAAAAAAAAAAAACAAAACUUUAUCAGUUAAGCAAAACAGUGUUAAGCAGACGGCGUGUCAAAAGGGCAAGAGAUUCAAGCAAACAAGCAAAACAAAACAAAAAAACGCUUUUUAUGUGCUCUCGUAUAUUGAUAGGUGCAAACGAUGCUCUUUUACGAUGCACGAUUGUUACUAAAAUGUGUAGAUGCGUGCUUAGGGGACUUUUAGUAAAAGGAGCACCGAGAACGUAUGACUAUGUCCUUCUUUGUUUUCUGAUGCAACAGACACGCGCACCAACAAUGGCUGCAAACAAUGUAAGCAAAACAGUGCUAAGAACAGUGCUCUUCCCCAGCGCUUACGCCACAGAAACGGACACUAUUACUUCCUUGGACGUGUGUGCACCCCUUUGUCAUGUUGUGUAAGAGAGUAACAGUGGACGGAAGCUAGUAACAACAAUCUUUAAAAACAAAAAAAAACCAACCCGUUCCCCCCUCAACCAAACAACUCUAGAACGCCAAUCUUUUUUAAAUGUACGCGGGCAGUGCAAAAAAUGAAGAUGGAAAAAUUAUAAGAAGAGAAAAGGAUGAAAGUAAUGAAAAGAAAGAGAGAGAGUAAGAGAGUAGCAAGUAAAGGAAAACAAACAAACAAAACAAACAAAUCAACAAUCUCUGGAAAAAGGGAGGAGUGUGUGUGUAAGAGAGAUAAAAAACAAAAAUACAAAAAACAAAAACAUCUAAUAACAAAAUCCAAUCGGUCAAUGUGAAAGCGUAGCAUGUGAAACAUGUACAAAUUUACUAUUAAUAAUAAUAAUAAUAAUAUUAACACUAAAAAACCUAUGAUAACGAAGUAAUGCUAAUAAUUAACUAAGCGUAACUACUGCUGCAGUAACAAACACAAGUGAAGGUGGUGGCGGUAGCUGCUGCAGGGGAACAGCGUUUGAUGCACAGCGUCGCGAGAGGAGAGGGGGGUCGUUUUUUCAGAGUGGUUUUGUUGCUUAGCAAUAUUGUAUAAAGCACUUACAGGGUUUUCCAGUAGUACUUAUAGCUGUGCGACACUUGAUUGAUUUCUUCUUGCGUGAAAUGAACUUAAUGUAAUGGGAAUUGGACUCUACAGCACCGUUGUUAGAAAAAAAAAAUCUAAUAGGAAGGAGGCUGUCCAAAAAGUCCAAUUUCCAUCAUAUGAAGUUCAUUUCCUAUAAGAAAGUGUCAAGGAAGUGUACCACAACUAUGGGAACCUCUGGAGACACCCUGUAAACAUGUUAACACACCGUACACAAACAAAGCAUGCUGUUUUCGAGAUGUUGGCAACAUCCUUUUUGACUAUCAUUCUAUGGGGUGUGGCAUGAAGGUAAGGUUCGGAGUGUAUUGUUAUGAUAGAGACACGAUAACUCUUCCUACUUCAUGUCCCCCAUUCGUUGUGCUGUGCUGUGUGUGUGUGUGUGUUAAAUUGCAUUCUCAAUAUUUCUACCACUACUCUGCGGAACACGAUCCUCUUUAACUCUUGUCUGGUGAAUCUUCGCUGUGCAGCCUUCGCAGCACCGCCCCUCCACUCAAGGAUAACAACAAUAACGAAUGAUGAAAGCGAAUGUGGUGAUCUUUAGCCAGUUAGUUGGACAGAGUUGUAAAAUGCAUGUGAUGAAGCGACAGUGAGGAAGGAAAGCAAGUGAAAGCAAACCCCCCGCCCAUCUACAGUAAAUCGAAGCAAAAGGCGUGUGAAAAACGACGGGAUUAUUGUGUGGUGCGAGUGAUCAUAAGCGAGCGCGGAGUCGGUGAGCAAGACCAAAGGCUUAGGAAUGUUUCGAUUUAUGGCGUUUUUUUUUUCUUUUCAAUUUUCCACCGGCAAAGCACAAUAGUUAAAGGCGCGUGUCAGAACGGGCCACAUGGAGGAUAUGUUAAGAAACAUUUUGGAGGUGAAAAUGAAACAAUUUGUCGAAGCAGCAGCAGCAGCAGCAGUAGCAGAAGCGUCCAACGUUAGUGUUAGAAGCGAGAAGUGCAUAUAUCGAAGCGUUAGUGGAUAAUCUAUUUUAUAAUUGCGUGCGUCUGUCGGCCAGCGGGUGGUGCUGUAAGAAAGAGAGAAGGAGAGAUUGUGUGAAGGCGGAGGGAAAAGGGUUAAAACUUAAUUUUCCCAUUUUGUCAAAUACCUCUAUACAAGAAAUGCGCAUUUGUUGGUUCUCAGUUUCGUUUGUAAGAGUUUUGCUGCUGUUUUUUUGUGUUUUGCUCCCUAGUAGCAGUAGUAGUAGUAGUAGUUGUGUACGUGUACCACCUAUUCCGCUACUUUUUACCGUAAAACGGGGAGUCGACAGAAAAUAAGGAUAAUAGGCACACUCAACACAUUUAAAAUAAACACACACACACAAAACAAAUAUUACUCGUGUAAUCUAAGUUGCAGUUUAGGGAUAAGUUUAUUUGUUUUUUUUCUUCUGCGAAAUGUAUGUGAUUGAAGAGCGGGAGGUGUGGAUAGCAGGAUGAUGAUAAACAGUACAAGCUAUACAUGGGGGGAGGAAGCAAAACAUUUAUGCAGAAAAGCAGCAGCAGCAACAGCACACCACACGGAGUGGUCUAUAGUUAGCGCUAGGCAUCUGUUUUAGGCGAUGAAUUAUGUUACAAAUGAAUUUAACCACACACACACAUACACAUACACUUACAUAACAAACAGAAGCAUAAGAUUUAUACAUAGCCACAUUUAAAGGAACUAACAUAGUACAUGCAUGCAUAUAGAAUACUUGAGAGAAAAACGGAAUUCUCGUUUCAUAUUGUUUGGGCCGAUCAGUUUAUAUACAUUAACAGCAGCAGCCUGAGUUUGGAUAUGAUUGGUUGUUUUUCCUAAAAUUCCCUCGAUGUAGGAGUAAAAUUUGCAAAAAAACGACAGUCGGAAACAAGAUCACCCAAAAUAAAAAUGGCUUGUUUAAGGGAAAAAGAAAUUGUUAAGAAAAACAAAAACACACGUACACACUAGGGUAACAAAUAUAAAAAAAAACAAACAAACAAAGAAAAAGGACAAACUCACAUAAAAUACACUAACAAAGCAAAACAAACAAACAAAUAGGACAGAGACACAUAAACAAGUACAUUAACAAAGUAAAACAAACCAGACAGGACAACCACAUAAACAAAAUACACUAAACAAAACAAACAAAUUGCAAUUAAUUGUGAUGCACUUGUGGUGGGAAAUUGUGGGAGGGGAAGAAUUGUUGUAAACACGGGUAGAGAGAGAGAGUGGUGAAGUGUUGUAGUAGGGAGGAUAGGGAAGAAACUGGUUAAAGCUGUGCGGUUUAGAAUGAUGCUAGACAGUUUCUGCUCGUAGGGUAAUGAGUAAGGACCAUUCCCCCAAACUCAUAAGUUUAUGUAUAAUGCACACUUACACUCACACACACGAGCACGCCUGAAACUACUCGUAAUGGUCGAAAGUGCAUCUGUCGAAUUUUAUCUUUAACAACCUGUAUGUGUAUGUUGCUGCACAGAUAAUUGUAUGUCUCUCUCACUCAUUCUUUUUCACGCCAGCUUAGAUCUUUUAUUUGGGGAGUGGUAGUGCAUUUGGAGGACGGCGGAGAACAGUGAAGCCACACACUUUUUGAAAGUUUCAACUUUUGCAGUCAAUUUUGUGCAUAUAUAGGAAGAGUAGUAGAAUAGUACGUUAACACAUGGUGUUAACACUUUGUAAUACUCUCAAUCUUUGGAAUGUAUGCAACACACGGGUGUCUGUGUGUGUGUGCUUUUGUGUAGCAUGUUCUAUUAAGGGGUUUGGAAAGUAGAGAAGAGUAUGCACUUGUAAAGCCGAAGGUUCUUGCAACGAAAGAAGCUUUCCUUUUUAAAUCUUAAUACAGCCAAGCGACGUGUGAUAAUACGCGAAGGGUUUGUUCUACUUUGCUUUUGGGCAUUGUUUUAUAACGAUGAAAAUCCAUAAAAAAUAGGCACUGUUUGUUGUCUUUUAUCCUUCCUCUAUAUUGAGUGACACACAGAAGGAGAGAGUGGCACUUUCCUUUCGUGCAGUACUUUUAACCGCUUCCUUUGAUUGCACAGCAGCAACAUGCCAAACCGAAUGUUCUUCGUCUCUGUGGUUACUGUUUUUUUUUGUCAACCACCGAAAGGAUGUUGUUCUCGUAUCUUUGUACAAUGGGAGCUACUACUGCGGCUGGUUCAUACAAAUGAUUGUUGUGAUAAAAUAAGAAGAUAAAAACACAAACACUUACAGACACAAAUACACACAAAAACAAAACGAGAAAAAAAAAAUCAGGAAAAGAAGCAACAUUUUGCAAACACAUACAUCCCUAGCAUGGAUAAUGAAGAAGAAGCGUACGGCACUGAUAGAGAAAAAAAAUCGGGCGAAAAAAAAAACAAAGAAAAGAACGUAAGAGUAAUCAAAAACGUAACGUAAACCAAUUCCUUCCGGAUGCGCCAAAUGAAACCGCUCAAUGCGGAACAAAUUACUACUACUACUACUACAACUACAAGUACUAACUAACUAACUAACUAUAUCCCCCGGAAAGAGCACCACACCACAGUCCUGGAGCAAUUAAAGCAAAACAGAAGAAGAAAAGAGAAGAAAACACAACACUUAAAAUAGUAAUGCUAAACACAGCUUAAUAUGGACAAACACAGGAGAAAAAAAUUGUGCACAUGUGGUCUAAUAGAGAGUAGUAGUUGUAGAAAGCAGAAAAGCAUAAAACAAAUCAUCAAUAUUGAUAUACUCACCCAGGAAACAAAAACAUACAUACAAAAGGAGAACAGAGAUGAAGAAGCGCAAGACCAGUUUAUAGAGGAGAACCGUUGUGAAUCGUACCGAAAAUGAGAUUCGUUGCUGGUUAUGUGCUUUUUUUAUUAAAAGGAAACAAUGGGUAAUUUGUUGUAUCACAACUCUAAUUCAUAGUUGUCCCACCACACACACGCGCGAAUUGCAGACAAACAAACAAAUGGUGGGAUAUAAAAUUGAAGAAAAACAAACAAACAGCAGCACACGUGAGAAAGGCGUGAAAAGUUACUCUUUUUUUUGUCGAUGAAUGGAAAUACAAAAAGAAGAAGAAAAAGAAAAGAAAAUAGCACAUGUGAAAAUGCAUGAUGAAAAUACAAAAAAUACACAAAAGAGCAGGAAAAUUGCCGAGAAUAGAACCACAACAGUAGAGAUAUGUGAAGCAAAAGAAGGAAAGGAAGGAAGUGAGAAAAUAAAUAGUAGGCAAGAAUGGAAUGGAAUGGAAGCAGUUGAGUAAAACAACAAAUUAAACAACAAAUUAAAGAUUAAUGUGAUUGUAUUGUACAUAAAUUUGUAUUAUAUAAAGCGAAUAAGAAAAUGUGAAAUAAGAAAAUCCAACAAAAUUAAUGAGCGUA